AUGUCCAUCUCAUGGUGUUCAUCUCACCAUGACGUCGACAAUUGUCUGGCGAGCCGCGCUCCGUGCGGCGAGGGCGGUCGCUGUGAGAACGCGCCAGGCACCAUCCACUGCUACUGUGAACCGGGGUUCAGGGUGUCGUCCGGCAAGCAGCCCUUCCAGCCCACGCGUGACCAGGCCUCCUGUGUGGACGUUGACGAGUGUCAGGAGAGUCAGGCUCCGUGUGGGGAGGGCGGUCGCUGUGAGAACAUUCCAGGCUCCGUCCACUGCUACUGCGAACCGGGGUUCAGGCUGUCGUCCGGCAAGCAGCCCUUCCAGCCCACGCGCGACCAGGCCUCCUGUCUGGACGUUGAUGAGUGCCAGGAGAGCCGUGCUCCGUGUGGGGAGGGCGGUCGCUGUCAGAACGUUCCAGGCACCUUCCACUGCUACUGUCAGCCGGGGUUCAGGGUUUCAUCCGGAAAGCAGCCCUUCCAGCCCACGCACGACCAGGCCUCCUGUCUGGAUAUUGACGAGUGCCAGGAGAGCCAGGCUCCGUGUGGGAAGGGUGGUCGCUGUGAGAACGUCCCAGGCUCCUUCCACUGCUACUGUGAACCGGGAUUCAGGCUGUCGUCCGGAAAGCAGCCCUUCCAGCCCACGCGUGACCAGGCCUCCUGUGUGGACGUUGACGAGUGUCAGGAGAGUCAGGCUCCGUGUGGGGAGGGCGGUCGCUGUGAGAACGUUCCAGGCUCCGUCCACUGCUACUGCGAACCGGGGUUCAGGCUCUCAUCCGGCAAGCAGCCCUUCCAGCCCACGCGUGACCAGGCCUCCUGUGUGGGUGAGUGA
Molecule: messenger RNA, 819 nt
Organism: Petromyzon marinus (sea lamprey)
Lineage: Eukaryota; Metazoa; Chordata; Hyperoartia; Petromyzontiformes; Petromyzontidae
Source: RefSeq, a predicted model, not a curated record